Messenger RNA from Humulus lupulus (European hop), 1944 nucleotides. Its product is annotated as remorin 4.2-like. The record is from RefSeq and is a predicted model, not a curated record. Bases 1271 to 1657 code for a protein of 128 amino acids. The transcript is spliced from 4 exons. NCBI's taxonomy places the organism in Eukaryota, Viridiplantae, Streptophyta, Magnoliopsida, Rosales, Cannabaceae.
AACAUUUGGUGAAGCACAAUAGAGCGUGUCAAUCUAGUAAUUUCAUUGAAGUUUUAUUAAAUUUACUGGUUGCAUCACCGCUCAUGAGUGUUUUUUUUUCCGUUGACUUCUUUCCCAAGAUCCAAAUUUAGUUGCAUGUUGAAUUGGGAUAAUAUUUCAUAAAUGAAAAGAGAUUCCCGAUCCUGAUGCUAAAACAAUUUGAGUGAGAUUGACGUGGGAGGAAAGGAAAACAGUUUUAUAUAAACUUUCCAGUUUCCACGUGCGCUGUUGAACGUUGGCUACGGUUGCAACUUGAGCGUAAUAGAACAUGACCAAACCAUAUGGAAUCCAUCAGUGUCCAUAUUCUAAAGAAUUACUCGAUUGUUUCUCUCUGCGGACUCAAUCAUAUAUCUGCCAAGAAAGAUUUGACGUGAACAGUUUACCAAACACAUUCCAGAACACCAAGAAAAAUGAUAAACAGAAAACUAAGCACUCGAACGAGCUCCCCACCAACGCAAAGGAACGAACUCCGCAUUGAUUUACCCAUUAUCUCCAACUUCUGUGACAAUGGCACUCCUUCCUUGCCAAGAAAAUUCACAAAUUCGAGGAGAACUAUAAGUAAAAGCACAGAUUGGUCGUUGGAUUCUCCGAGGGAAGAUCAACCAGAAUCUCCAUCACCCAUUUGCAGAAGUAGCACUAGCCCACUAAGCUCUAAAACAUCUUCUUCUAGGUUCAAUACAUUCUUCUCUCAACUCUCCACUGAGUCAUCAACACCAAGAAACCAGGUUUUCUUUCAAGAAACUCCUUUGAUCUUUUGGAGUUUGAUUUUGUGUUACUGGAUAAGCUUGUUAUUACUCGUCAACCAAUAUAGGAUAACACUUUCUCUGGUUACUAGAUCAAGAACAUUCAAGAUUGAACAACCCUUUUUGCUUAGAUACUGUUUUCUUUCUUAAAUUUUUCACGUUUGUUACCAUGAUUGGGAAGUUCAUUUAUAUCCAACUAAUUCUUUUUGCUUGAAGGGUCUUGUAUAUGUUAUCAACUUCUUUGUUUUUUGUUUUGUUUUUAUGUAUAUGGCAAUGGAAAAUGCUGUAAAUUUGACAACCCUCAGAGCUAUUAUGUUACUUCGGAUAGUGGGAAGAUUGGGCGUUUGUACGACCCAAAUCCUCAGAACAAGUAUCCACAAGUAAUAGAAGAGAGUUCAGUUAAUGAGGAGAUUAGUAGUCAAGCUAGCACUAUAAGGAACUUUGGAGUGCCCAGUGGCGAAAGCCCGGAUGAUUUAGAGCAUAACUUGAUGACUCGGCCGAAGCCUUACAGUACGUUCUUAGAUGAAGUCAAGAAGCAGGAGCUUGAGGCUGAGGUAGAAGCAUGGAAAAAAACCAAAGAAACCGAGCUUAUUGACAAGUUAACCAGAAAAGAAGCAGCGAUAAACGAAUGGGAACGCAAGCAGACUAGCAAGAUUGUGGAAGAAAUGAAGAAAUUUGAGAGCAAACUUGAGAAGAAGCAUGCUAAAGCAUUACAGAAAUUCCAAAAGAAAAUGAACAUAACCAAGGCAGAGGCAAAUAAAAUGACAACAAAAGCAAGGAAAGAAACCAUUGAGAAAAUAUCAGACAUUUCAAGGAUCUCUGACAGAGCAUUAGCUACGAAGAAUUUAAAAUGUGUCAAGCUACGGUUCUCUUAGUCCAAAAAAGUGGCACAUAAUAGAUUAUACAUUGCACAAAAAGGUUGGGAUUGAACUUUUAUCUGAUUUUGGUGUUAGUUAUAUUUCAAGGGAUCUUCACACUACUAUACCUAAGAAAGGUUUUAUUUACAAAGAUAACCCUACUUUUUUAUUUGCAAAAAUACUACCAAAUUUUAAAAUAAUUCAAACCCGAUUUAAAAAUAAUUACCUUUGUAUACCUUUAAUUUUAAAAUAAUUCAUUCCACAAAAUGUGGGCUGAAACCUACAUAAAGUGAGGAUUUUGCGAG